This is a messenger RNA of Mytilus trossulus (common blue mussel), 1233 nucleotides long. RefSeq names its product myb/SANT-like DNA-binding domain-containing protein 4. The record is from RefSeq and is a predicted model, not a curated record. Gene Ontology annotation, cellular component: nucleus. The transcript is spliced from 6 exons. Bases 19 to 888 code for a protein of 289 amino acids. Lineage: Eukaryota; Metazoa; Mollusca; Bivalvia; Mytilida; Mytilidae.
UUGUUAGUGGCCUUCAUAAUGGCAGAAAAAAACAAGAGAGGUGCAAACUGGACCACUGACGAGGAGCUAGCCCUUAUAGACCACGCAAAUCAAAGGGAGGAUGCCCUCUUUGGGAAAAUGAAAGGUUGUGGGGAUGUGAAAAUUGCUACGAUUCGGCAAAAUGGCUGGAAGGAAAUCUGUGAUAUUUUGAAUGCAAGAUUUACAGUUCGUAAAAGAACAGCUGAAGAAGUAAAGAAAAAGUACUACAACCUAAAACAGAGAAGUAGAGAAAAAUAUGACCUACAAAAGAGACCAAAAACAGGAGGAGGUCCUGCUGCCAAAACCACUCAGGCAGAGGAACUCCUCAUCAGUCAUAUGAUUGAAGAGAAGCGUACACAGCUGACUGGUUUUCCAGACGGUGUAGACACUGACACAAUUGCAUCACAACCUGAAUGUUCUGGAUCUUGGAUUUCAAGACAGAAGGAGGCUCUUGAUGCCUACAAAGAACUAUCAGAAAGAAAUUUGGUGACAACAGCCAAGAAAAUGGCAGUAAAAAUAGAAAAAUUUUUAGACACUCAUACAGUUGUAACACCAGUCCCAAGAGCCAAUGAUAUUCACAUUAUGGAUACCUUAAAGGGAAUUUCUCAGAGUGAGGUGGAGCAAGAUGAAUCACAAAGUGAUUUAUUGGUGAAUUACCUAUGUCACACAUACAGUUGCCUGAGAAAUUUAAAAACACCUGAUUUACCUUCGUUGAUCAAUGAUUUGGUGAUAUUUAUAAAAGAAAACACAUAUAAAGAAUCAACACAAAAUGAGGAGCUUGAUGGACAGAUUGAAGCUGACAAAGAGCCUACAUGUAUUGAAGUAAACUUAGUGGAAGAACAAGGUAAAGUUGUUAAUACAUGUAUAUAAUUCAAAGUCUUGAGUAUGACAAAAUCUAUUAAAAAUAUGGUCUUCAACAUUUAUAACAUAUAUGUUACAUAAAGUAUUUCAUUUUUGUCUUUCCUGUAAUGGAUCCCAUUGGAAAAAUUGACAAGUGAUAAAAAGUUUGAUUGAGCAAUUACACACAGGUGACCUUUACAAAUGGAAAAAAAAUACUUCAAAAUUCAGGCCCCAGAUAUGGCAUGGACAUAACAUGAAAUUAACCCAGCUUAUUGUAUAUUUGAUUAUUUUAGAACAACAGUUUUUUUUAGUUUGCAAUUGAAACUAUCAAGUUAUAUAUGACAAACAUAUGAAAAAAGUGAUUUUUGAUAAUUG